AUGUAUCUACUCUCGACCGGUGCUCUGUGGUCGGGCUCACGGGCUGGUUCGCUCCAUGCCCACGCUGCGACGCCUCCGCAUGAGCUGGUGGCGGAGAUUGCCUUGCCGAACUCGCGCGAGGACAGAGGCGCUCGGCUUGUCGGGGUCAUGUCGCUGGCAUAUGUGGCGAGGACAUGCUGCAUGUGGGCCGGGGCGGCGUCGGGCGCCGUGGCUGUCUAUGACGUCGAGUCGUACAAGUGCCUUCAUCUGCUCUCGGGCCACACAGCGGCGGUCAACAGCCUCCUGGCCAAGGCCAAGUAUGUGUUCUCGGCCUCGUCCGACUUCUCCGUCGGCAUCUGGGACGCCACAAAGUACGAGCCACGCCAGUUUCUCCGUGGCCACUCCAACUGGGUCCGAUCGCUCGCCCUCACAGGCCUCCAUCUUUGGUCUGCAGGUGACGACGGCACCAUUGUUGUCUGGUCCUCCACAGGCGAGCGGGUCUCGGAUCUUGCUGUUGACGACCCGGUCCACGCCCUUGUCUACACAAAGUUCAACACUGUAUGGACAGGCACGUCCUCUGGCGCCAUUGUCGUCUUUGAUGUCACCUCGCACGCCUGCGUCGCCUCGCUGGAGCCGCUGGCCGGCUGGAUCACAUCACUCACAGCCACCGACCUCCACGUCUGGGCAACCUGUUCCGACGGCACGCUUGCGUUGUACAACGCCAAAUCCCGUGUCUGCCUGGCCUCGAUUUCGGCCGGCUGUGGCGCACUCCUUGCUGCCAUCCCUGCCCCGCUCACCGCCCACGACCGCUCUGUCGGCACCGCCUCGGCCUGGCUCGCUGCCGCCGACGCAUCGGUCACGUUGUGGUCGUGGCUCUCCGAUGCUGUCGCUGAGCGCACCGCCAAGGGUGUCAUCAUGGCGCCGCUUGCUCUGGGCGACCUUGCGUCGUCACCCAACUCGGGCUCGCCGCCGCCGAUCCCGUCGGUGCGCCAGUCGUCGCUCCGCGCCAUGGCCGCCUCCGAGGCUGCCCGCGAGGCUGCAGAAGCGGCGCACGCCAACGCUGAGGCCCGUGUCGCUGUCGCCAACCGCGAGAUGCGCUCGCAGCUGCGGGCCGUCACCCAGGCUCACGCCAUUGAGAAGGAUGGACUCACGACCCGCAUCGAGCUGCUGGAGCGUGAGCGCCACGAGCUGGCUUUGCAGCUUGCCGCUGCUCGUGAAGCAUCGCCCAACGAGAAUGUUGAUGUCUCGCAGGCUUCAUCGACCGACGACCCCGAGUCGCUCGCAUCGCUUGUUGCCACGCUCAAGUCGCUGCGUGGCCAGCUGCACGUGGAGCGGAAGCAGCGGGCGGCCAAGGAGAAGGCCAUGGCCGUCGCCGCGUCGACCGCGCAGGUUCGUAUUGCCCAGCUCGAGUCCGAGCUGGAGGACGUCAGAACGACAGGCGCGGACACCCGCGCUGCCGCCGCUGCCGCCGACAAGCAGCUCGAAGCACUGAAGCUUCAGCUGGCGACACAGGUGGCCCGUGCCGACAAGGCCGAGUCGGCCGCUGCCGCCCUCCGUAAGAAGCUCCGUGCCGCCGAGUCGCGUGCCAAGGCGCCGUCGCGGAAUGAGGCCGCGGCUGCUGCUGCUUCCGCUGACCUCCGCGAGCGGACACUCCGGGCCGAAGCCACUAUGCUUGAGCUGAACAAGGACAAGGCGACACUGGAAGAGACCAACGCGGAGCUGGUUGCCUCACUCGGCGAGUUGAGGACCAAGCUCAAGACUACUGAGCAAGCUCGCCGCGCUGGCCUCCGUAAGGUCGGCUCGCUGACCAACAAGCUGGACGAAGCAGUCACUGCACGGGCUGAUGUUGAAGCCAAGCUUGCUCACCAUCGCAAGCUUGUCAACACCAUCACGGCCGCCACCCACGAUGCCGAGCAUGAGAUCCGCGCUCUCGAGGCCCAGCACCACGCUGCUGUCGCCACCCUUCAGCACCAGCUCGACUCGGCUCAGACCGCCAUCGACGACCUCGAAAGCCAGCUUCACACGCUGCAGCUCGAGCGGACUGCGACGACUACUGCGUUGCAGGCCAAGGCUGACGCUGCCAUUGCUGAGCUUGGCUCUGAGCGCAAGAUGCGCCGCAGGGCUCAGGCCGAGCUGGAGAAGCUGCGUGCACACCAGCUGGCUGUCAUGGACUCGGCUGCACUCGAGGCUGAGCUGACCCAGACUCAGGGCGCGCUUGCGGCUGCAACCUCUCAGGCCAAGCAGGCGCAGGACCGACUCGCCGUGGCCGAGCGAAACCUCGAAACGGCUCGCGGCCGCGUGUCUGCUGCCCGGGACGAGGCCGAAUCACAGGCUCAUGUUGCGCUCAAGCUGCAAAAGGCACUAGAGCACGUCGAGCGCGAGCGCGAGCAGCUGCAGACUGCAUUGGCCACCGAGCGCGACCGUGCCACAACUGCCGAGGCUGCGGCCGCCGCGCUUGGCGUAGAAGUCGAGCGCGAGCAGGCGCUGGUGGCUAUGGCGUCGUCGCAAGGCGUCGGGGUCAAGACUUCGCUCAUGCACGCCAAGGACGAUGUCGUCGCGCUCCGCAAGCACAACGUUGCUCUUGCGGCGCAGCUCGGCAAGCUCUCGCAGUCAGAGGCCGACGCGACGCGCGAGGUCUACUCGCUCCGUCGGCAGGUUGAGCAGCUUCAGGCCCGGUUAGAGGCCGAGACCGCGACUGCUGAACGCGACCGCGUAUCAGCCGCGACCCAGGCCCACCUGCUUGUGGCGGACUCACAGGCGUCGGUGACGGCGGCGCAGCAGGCUGCCAGCCGGGAGAAGAGCCGCGCUACCGCUGCCGAGGCGCAGCUCGCCGUCUUGCAGGGCCACAUCUCAGCCAUGCAGUCGGGCCACGCCUCACACUUUGACGGGCUCGAAGGCAAGCUCGAGCGGAUGCGGAUCGAGCUCGAAGCCGCAGAGAAUGAGCGUGACGCCGCAUUGGACGAGGCUCGGUCGGCGACCCACGAGGCCAGCGUUGCCAGGAGUCGCAUGGCUCGGAUUCGCGACGAUCUCGAGGCUGCCCGACGCGACGUGGCUCAGCUGAAGGAUGACUUGAUCGACGCACGCACUGCCCGCGACACCUUGACCGAGCGGGCGCAGAUGCUUGCGGCUCAGCUGGAGGCUGCGUCAUCACGCGAGCAGCUUGCUGCCGACCGCAGUGCCGAGCUGGAAGCCCGUAUUGAGGAGAUGGAGGCCGAGCUGCGGCGCGAGCGGGUAGCAGCCGCCGAGGCCCACGGUGCGCUCUCGUCGCUGGCGGCCGAUACGUCGGCGGCGUCGUCGACGCGGGCCGCGCCGGAGGUUUCUGCCGCCGACAUCAACGAGCUGCGAACUGGACUGGCCAAGGCAGAGAUGCGCGCGUCGAUGGCGGAGCGCGACGCAGUCAUGGCCAACCAACGCCGGAACGAGCUGCAGCGACAGAUCGACGAGCUGCGCCCACUCAGCACCAGCACCGAGGAAGAGCUGCGACGCCAGCUCAACUCGGUCAAUCAGAUCCGCGGCGAGCUCGAACAAGCCAACUUUAUUCUCCGUCAGAAGCUCUCAGACACAGUAUCCAAACGCGAGCUGUUUAAGUCGCAGCGCGACGCGGCGCGCUCGCAUCUGCAGGAGCUCUCGCGCACGCCGUCGCAGCGGCUGGUGCCGUCCGCAGCGUCCGCGAGUCACGCAUCCGAGUCUGCGUCGGACGACAGCGCUUCGCUGGCCACUGUAGAAACACGGAGCGUUGAGGCAGGUCGGUCUCAGCUCGACUCGUCCGUGUCUACGGACGAGGUCGAUGCUCGGACCGCUGAUCUACAUCACCACAAGGCACUGUUGCGCCAGCGGACGACCGAGCUGGAAGCGCUGCGUGUCGAGUACACGAGCCGUGUUCAAGUUGACUCGUCCAAGCUCGAAGAUCUGGAGAUGGAGCUCCGCAACGCGCGGGCGACGGUGACCGCCGAGCGGAACCGCAACGCGCAGCUCGAGCAGCAGCUCGCUGACGUGGUGGCGCAGAACAUGCGGCUGCGGCGGCUAGCAUCGGUCGCCGGCACAGGCAUGUCGCUCUCGUCCAUGGAUCUGUCGUCGGUCGAUGCCCUCUCGGACGGCUCGGUGGCGACUGACGAGUUGGACGUGAGUGAUCACGGCGAGUUUGAAGAGACGUAGCACAGCAUUGAACUAGGAGACACGCG
Messenger RNA from Thecamonas trahens ATCC 50062, 4160 nucleotides. RefSeq lists its product as uncharacterized. Gene Ontology annotation, molecular function: protein binding. The transcript is spliced from 2 exons. The record is from RefSeq and is a predicted model, not a curated record. Lineage: Eukaryota; Apusomonadida; Apusomonadidae. Bases 1 to 4134 code for a protein of 1377 amino acids.